UCGAUACACUAUUACAAAGACCGGUAACUCUCAUAUUCUAACAAGAUGGCUGCUAAAAAAGGUGCUGCGAAAGUUAUAGAAAAGGUCAGGCGUAAAACAUUUUUGAGUGUUCUUAUUCCUGCUGGAAAAGCCACACCAGCACCACCCUUAGGACCGGAGCUAGGACAGAUGCAGAUACAAAUUGGUGCAUUUUGCAAAGACUUCAAUGAAAAGACUGCACAUAUUAAGCAAGGAAUAAAUAUUAAAACAGAGAUAACAGCAAAUUCAGAUCGUACAUACGAUUUAAAGUUCUUGGGUCCACCUAUAAGCUACUAUUUAUUGCAAGCAUGUGGUGCUCAGAAAGGAGCUACUAAACCAGGUAAACAAGUGUGCGGGGUAACAACUUUAAAACAUGUGUAUGAAAUAGCCAAGAUAAAAAAAGACGACCCAACCUAUGCAUGCAUGACACUGCAGCAGUUAUGUCAACUCAUUAUUGGAAGGGCCCACAAUAUCGGCAUUCAGGUUGUCAAGGGUCCUCUUACAGUGGAGGAGUUAAAAGAGUUCCAGAAGAAACGAGCUGAUGAAGUGGCACAGGAAGAGAAGGAGCUAGAGGAGUUGAGAUUGUCAAAGAUGUUGAGAUUGUAGAAGUGAUGUGUGAAUGUGUAUUGUGGCCUGUAUGUGUGAAUGUGUAUUGUGGCCUGUAUGAUGUGUGAAUGUGCAUUGUGACCUGUAUGUGUGAAUGUAUAUAGAUCUAGUAGAGACUGAUGUGUUAAUGUAACUCAUUAAACAUUUGUUUUAAAUAUA
Messenger RNA from Physella acuta, 783 nucleotides. RefSeq names its product large ribosomal subunit protein uL11m. Gene Ontology annotation, biological process: translation. Gene Ontology annotation, cellular component: ribosome; mitochondrial large ribosomal subunit. Gene Ontology annotation, molecular function: large ribosomal subunit rRNA binding; structural constituent of ribosome. NCBI's taxonomy places the organism in Eukaryota, Metazoa, Mollusca, Gastropoda, Physidae. The record is from RefSeq and is a predicted model, not a curated record.